UCCAAACGAAUAUAAGCUAUAAUACUUAAUUUAUUUGUUUCUUUUUUACAUAGAGAGAGAGAGUGAGAGAGGGAGAGAGAUUUUCCCGAGAAAGUUUCUCGUUUUCCAUGAAAGUUCUGGUCCUUUUUAACCGCUUUUCCGUUCCCUUAUGUAACACCACCUCCCUUUUACUCGUCUCAAACCCGAAUGCUGUCUCAGCCAACGUCCCUUGCCACACAAGUGUGCAAACCUUUCCAUCGAUUCUCUCAAUAUCCGAACAGCAAAACAAAUCGAUGGCCGCUUGUAUUGGGGCUCCGAGAACUGCCAUAACGGAACCCAAGCCACUUUCCCGGGACCCAAAUAGGUCUAAAUACGACGACAACAAAUACAACUACGUGGAAUUUUGCCGACCCAGUUUCCCUUCGCACUUUUCUUACAAACCCAUUUGCCCCGAUCGCUCAAAAAGCAUACACACGGAUGCAAACGGGGAUGAGGCCGAUCAAGACGAAGACUACGGUGCUGAUCUAUGGGUGAAAAUGCAAGACGAAGCUCGGUUCGAUGUGGAACAGGAACCCAUAUUGUCAAAUUACUACUACGACUCGAUAUUGUCGCAUGAUUCAUUGGAAAGGGCGUUGGCCAACCAUCUUUCGACGAAACUGAGCAAUUCGGGCCUUCCCACCGGAACCCUGUACGAUAUUUUUGUCGGGGUGCUUGUGGGGGAUAACGAAAUCAUGGGGGCUGUGAAGGAUGAUCUGAGAGCAGUGAAAGAGAGAGACCCUGCUUGUAUAAGCUACGUGCAUUGCUUCUUGAAUUUCAAAGGGUUUCUUGCGUGCCAGGCACAUAGGGUAGCGCACAAGUUGUGGUCACAAGGCAGGAAGGUUUUGGCACUGUUGAUUCAAAACAGGGUGUCCGAGGUUUUUGCGGUGGAUAUCCAUCCAGGAGCAAGGAUCGGACGCGGAAUAUUGCUCGACCACGCCACCGGUGUCGUGGUUGGGGAGACGGCGGUGAUUGGGAACAAUGUGUCGAUUUUGCACAACGUGACUUUGGGAGGGACCGGGAAGAUGUCUGGGGACAGGCACCCAAAGAUCGGUGAUGGGGUGUUGAUAGGGGCUGGGACUUGUAUUUUGGGGAAUAUUUGGAUUGGGGAUGGGGCUAAGAUUGGGGCUGGUUCAGUUGUGCUAAAGGACGUGCCACCAAGGACAACUGCAGUUGGGAACCCUGCUAGGUUGGUUGGAGGGAAGAACAACCCACUUAAACUUGAUAAGAUUCCUAGUUUUACCAUGGACCAUACUUCACAUAUAACAGAGUGGUCUGACUAUGUUAUUUAGAGACUUACCAAUAUUUACUUGCGUUGCGUCAGUACUUCGAUUCGUUUCUUAGAAAUGGGGCUUCUUUCUUUGUGUCACAAGUGAGAACCAAAGUUCUCCUAUUCGCAAACAGGGUGAAUUAAAGCUAAUAUGUGUAUCGAUAAGUAGCUUUUUGUGUUUGUAAUAUUAUGAGCUGCAAUAUAAUCUGUUUUGUUCUUUUCA
Molecule: messenger RNA, 1508 nt
Organism: Juglans regia (Persian walnut)
Lineage: Eukaryota; Viridiplantae; Streptophyta; Magnoliopsida; Fagales; Juglandaceae
Product: serine acetyltransferase 1, chloroplastic-like
Exons: 1
Coding region: 108-1307 (399 amino acids)
Cellular component (GO): cytosol; cytoplasm
Molecular function (GO): L-serine O-acetyltransferase activity
Source: RefSeq, a predicted model, not a curated record